ACUCGACUUGCGAGAGAAACGUGGCGAGUUGCUCAAGAGACGCGAUAAUGAAGCACAGGGCUAUGGAUGAUCGUGUCGCGAAAUGGCGAAAGACCUGGCUCGAAAUCUUAUCGGGCAAGGCAAAGAUGCUGUUGCGAGGUGCGAAGGCGAGCGAUGGUUGUUGACGAAGCCGGUUCUUGGAAGCUCAAGUGUGAAGCAGAAGAGAAUGGAUCUCUGCCGCAGAACGAAGCAAGAAGCUGGGAGGGAUGCGAGCCUUUUACGUGUGCGGAGCGACGGUAAUGCAAGUGGUCGAAGCUGGCGAGUCGGAUGCUGCAAGUCGGUGGUUACUCUGUUGUGUUGUGUCGUUGGAUAUGGUCUUGAUGCUGCAGGAGCUUCUAUCUGGGGACUGGGUUGGGUCAUUUCGCCGCCCGGCGCAGCCCUGCCUGCAGCCCGCUAAACCCUCUCGCUGCUGCCAGCCUCUGCCAACUCUCUGGUGUCUCUUCCACAAUAAUUACCUCAUCCCUCACACACCUCACACUUCACACUUCACACUUCACACCCCUCACACACCUCACCCAGUCUCACCAGAAGCUACAGUACGGGGCACGUUGCCUCAAGGGCCGGUCCUUGAAGGUUCUGGUUCAGCUCACCUGUACCUGGAAGACUUGAGAUGGCAAAGCAUGCUUCACUCGCUGGCUGUCUUUGCCUCCUGCCCUGAAUCUCCUCCACAUUCGCCUAGGUUAACUAUUCGAGCAUCCGGCCCACGAUGAGCGAGCCCUCAGCCCACAGUAAAGCACCGCGGGAGAUGGGCGCCUGAUGCCGAGCCUAUUUGCCCGCU
Hyaloscypha bicolor E is the source of this 817-nucleotide messenger RNA. RefSeq lists its product as uncharacterized. Bases 246 to 749 code for a protein of 167 amino acids. The record is from RefSeq and is a predicted model, not a curated record. The transcript has a single exon. Lineage: Eukaryota; Fungi; Ascomycota; Leotiomycetes; Helotiales; Hyaloscyphaceae.